AUGACGCUAACUGGUGCUAUCGUUCUGUUGCUGUUCAGGAAAGGACCACGUGUGCAGGUUCAUUGGCUGUGGCGGAACGAGAAGUUUAAUUAUGUGGUGAUGCAACUUCAGGGCCGUAACCUGGCAGACCUGCGACGUAGCCAGCCGAGAGGCACCUUCACCAUCAGCACCACCCUCCGACUGGGCAAACAGAUCCUUCAAUCCAUCGAAGCCAUCCAUUCUGUUGGGUUUCUGCAUCGUGACAUCAAGCCGUCAAACUUUGCAAUGGGCCGUCUACCAUCGACCUAUAGGAAAUGCUACAUGUUGGACUUUGGUCUAGCACGACAGUACACCAACACGAAUGGAGAGGUGCGGCCGAGUCAUACGGCCCUGCUCACUCAGCACUUCCUGUCCUCGCAAACCAGCCUGAGUUAA
Carcharodon carcharias (great white shark) is the source of this 414-nucleotide messenger RNA. RefSeq names its product tau-tubulin kinase 1-like. Gene Ontology annotation, cellular component: cytoplasm; nucleus. The record is from RefSeq and is a predicted model, not a curated record. Gene Ontology annotation, biological process: peptidyl-tyrosine phosphorylation; peptidyl-serine phosphorylation; signal transduction. The coding region runs from base 1 to 414 and encodes 137 amino acids. Gene Ontology annotation, molecular function: protein serine/threonine kinase activity; ATP binding. Lineage: Eukaryota; Metazoa; Chordata; Chondrichthyes; Lamniformes; Lamnidae. The transcript has 4 exons.